Messenger RNA from Sinocyclocheilus rhinocerous, 2873 nucleotides. Its product is annotated as ETS-related transcription factor Elf-4-like. Lineage: Eukaryota; Metazoa; Chordata; Actinopteri; Cypriniformes; Cyprinidae. The transcript has 7 exons. Bases 496 to 1965 code for a protein of 489 amino acids. Gene Ontology annotation, cellular component: nucleus. The record is from RefSeq and is a predicted model, not a curated record. Gene Ontology annotation, molecular function: sequence-specific DNA binding; DNA-binding transcription factor activity, RNA polymerase II-specific. Gene Ontology annotation, biological process: regulation of transcription by RNA polymerase II; cell differentiation.
CCAUUCGAUUCGGUUUAGACACACCCUUGGAUUAUAAUUUUUUUUUUUUUACUCCUGUCAACAUAAUCUAUCUCUCUUUUUUUAAGAUUAUUUCUUUUUAUCUCAUAUUUUUUCAAGACUUUGAUAAGUUUUCCACCAUAACCAUGGAGUUUGACAUGAAACCCCUGAACCUUUAAGGUUUAGAUGCCCCAGACGCAGUUGGAGUGAGAAGAACCAUCCUCCAUCACGCAGUCACGUAGUCCUCUGCCACUCUGUCCGUCAUCUGGAGAAAAAAACCCCCAGAAGCGUGCAGGACCAAAAAAGGGAACUCUGUUUUUGCCUAACAGUGCCUCUCAUUUUGUGAAAGCAGCAGAUUACCUUAGCAGUGUUCCUGCCUCAGAGUGCUUCCUGUGCCGAGGGGUGUGGUGUGGAGUGAAGCGGUCCGGGGAGUGCGUGGAGGGGUAGGAACCCUCUGCCUGUCAGCCUGUGUCCUACCCUUUCCCUCCCUACAACACCAUGACCACUGCGGUCCAGUCCAGCGAGCUUGUCUUUGAGUUCGCCAGUAAUGGGAUGGAUGAAAUCAAUCAGCUGGACGACCCUUCAGUGUUCCCAGCGGUGAUCGUGGAGCAGGUGCCCGCUGCCGACCUCAUGCAGGUGUACUCUGGACUGGAGGCAGAUGAGGUGACUAAUGGCAUCAUGGUGGAUGCCAUUCAGGAUGUGGUGGAAGAGAGCAUGAUGGGAGAUGUGGGGCUCUCUGGUGAGUCCAAUAAGUGCAAGCUGUGGGGCAAGCACAAAAACAAGCCUGAUAUGAACUACGAAACCAUGGGCAGAGCACUCAGGUACUAUUACCAGAGGGGUAUACUGGCCAAGGUUGAAGGACAGAGGCUUGUUUACCAGUUUAAGGAGAUGCCCUCAGAUCUGGUCAUUAUUGAUGAGGAUGAUAGCCAAGGGGACGACGCCAGUUCUGGCUACGGAGGGCAACGGUCCACUCCUCACGGACGGGCAGUGGGCCGCGGUUCAUCACGUGCGCAGGGGAAGAGCACACAGGUGAAGUCAGUGAAGAGAGAGAUGAGUCCCGGGCUGAACGGCAAUGGAAAACAAGCAGAACAGCUGGUGCAGACCAUCCAUGUUCUUCAGCCAAAUCAAGGAGCUGCUGUCCCAGCGUCUACACACUCCGUAAGGACUAUAAAUAUGCCAGGCUCUGUUCCCAUGGUCCUCACAUCAGGAGCUCAAGGAGGUGGUCCAGUCACCCUGCAGACCUUGUCGCUGUCCUCUGUUCUGACCAAUGGGGAUUCCUCUACACAUGCCUCGCCACCUCGGGUCAUUCUCCACACUGUGCCUUCCACCAGCCCUGGCAGUAAAGAUGUGCUCACCAUCCAGACUGCCUCUCUGACGACAGACAGCAUCCAGUCCCAGCAGCUCCUUGUGUCCACUCUGGGUUCAUCCAGUGGAGGGGUCAUCAGCACCACAUCACAGCAAGCCGGAUCUCUUAAUGGCAUCACCCGCCUGGUCACUCUCAAUGCCAACGGGCAGCCUGUAGUGGCCCAGCAGCCUGGAACGGUCAUCGCCACUAUCCUAAAGCCCAGUGAACUUCAAGGCCUGCAGGUGAAGGAGGAGAUCCUAGACCCCCAGUACCUCCAAUCUCUGGUCAACAGCAACCCUAGUGUGGCCUCGUAUGGCAAAGCUGAGCUCGAGGAAGGAGUGGCAGAGCUGAGCUACAGAACUGUGAUUAUCAACAGUGCAGGUCAGGAGCUGUACCAGACCCUCAAUGGACACUCGGACAUGGGCUUGCAGCUGGCCAGCAGCCCUAGUGAGGGCCUGACCCCCGUGGAGGAACUAGAAGUGAGGGGAGAAGUGGCUCUGCAUCCGGAACCUGAGGCUAAAGAGCUGUUAGAGGGCUCUCAAGGUCUGCAGGAAUUGCAGGGCACCAUGCAGAUACCCGCAUCCCACUUCAUCCAGGUCAAGGCGGAACCGGCUGAGACCUAAACUUUCGGCUGAAGCAGGGGAAUGUGGACACAAUCGACCAACACGUGAAAAAAACCCAGGAUAUUUUCUGUAAUUUAUUGCUCUUGAUUGUUUAGAAUGGGUGUUGACCCGAAGACUGCUGUUUACUCAAAGUUAUUGUGAUAUUGUGCCUAAAUUCGAACCUUGAGGGAUACCGACCACGAUGUCAUGAUGAAAGCUCUUUGGUAUGCUCUCUGUCACUUCCAAACUCCCAACAGUAGAGCAGCCAUUCUCCAACCAGGGAUAUUCCCACCAUAUGUGCCAGUUGAGAUGUUUCUGUCUCUUCUCAUCUCCACAGACAAAUCCAAAGACUUUAUCCAGCAGAGGGACCAAAGGAGGAGUUGGUGGGAAGCCAAAAAUAAACCAACAACAUACCAUUGACUUUAGGAUUUAAAAAACACACACAGUUGCUUAGGACAUAAAAGAUGGAUAAACUUUUUUUUUUCUUUUGUAGCCAUCUUCAAGGACUUCAAAAGGAUGCCUACUGGAAUAAGACUGAAAGAGUGCCUAGGUGGUUAAUGCUUUGUUUUGGAAGUGAUGCUUUGAAGGGGAAGAUUGUAUGAUUCACUCUGUUUUAAAUACAGAAUUAUGACAUUAUCUCAUCCCCCUCAUACCAUCAGAACUGAAGAGGUUAUUAUUUUUCCAUCACACACAAAUUUAAAAGCACUGUGCUUUUAUGGAAAUGGGCAUUGCCUGUCCAAAGAGACAGUUCUAGUAGACUUUGUUUGUAUAUAGUAACAGACUAGAGAAUAUAGUGACAAAUUCCAAAAUCAGCUGCAAAGUAUUUCCCCAUUAUAAUCUUGUUCAUAUGAAAUGGAACGCAGUAUACAUAAAUAUAUAUAUAUAUAUAUAAAUAUAUAAUAUACAACUAAGAUUCAAUUUAUGGCCAC